CAUUUUGUUUCAGCUGCUGAAAGCCACCGGCCGAGGAACAGACCCACCGAGCCGCUCCCUAACCAGCGCGUUAAACCAGCACUAAACCCGCUUUAAAACACCGGGCCGAGCCUCCCGUUAUCAUCCGAAAGGAAAAGGAACCGUGUCGUAUGUCCGCUAUCCAGAACCUCCAAACUUUUGACCCCUUUGCUGAUGCAACUAAGGGUGAUGAUCGGCUCCCUGCAGGGACUGAGGACUACAUCCACAUAAGAAUUCAGCAGAGGAACGGCAGGAAGACUCUGACCACAGUGCAGGGCAUUGCUGCUGACUAUGACAAGAAGAAGCUAGUCAAGGCCUUCAAGAAGAAGUUUGCAUGCAAUGGGACUGUGAUUGAACACCCUGAGUAUGGUGAAGUGAUCCAGCUGCAGGGAGACCAGCGCAAAAACAUCUGCCAGUUCCUCACAGAGAUCGGACUGGCCAAAGAGGAGCAGAUCAAAGUUCACGGUUUCUAGAAGCUUCUCUUACCCCCUCCCCCUUUCCCUUCUACCCUCCCUCUACUAACUAACCCUUCCACCUUCCCUUACUUCCUUCCCCCCUCCCAAUAAAGGUGUAACAGAGAUGACGACUAUGGCUCCUGAUUGGAGAUGCUGCUCCAACAUGGCUUCCUCACAGCGCAGACGGCUGACGCCCAGCUGAUUUUUCUCCGUCUCUCUUUCCUUUUUAGUUAGUGUGCUUUUCAUCUUUGUUUUGUACAAACAUGUUUCAAUAAAAAUCCUCAGAUGCGA
Molecule: messenger RNA, 764 nt
Organism: Clarias gariepinus (North African catfish)
Lineage: Eukaryota; Metazoa; Chordata; Actinopteri; Siluriformes; Clariidae
Gene: eif1
Product: eukaryotic translation initiation factor 1
Exons: 4
Coding region: 150-491 (113 amino acids)
Biological process (GO): translational initiation
Cellular component (GO): eukaryotic 43S preinitiation complex
Molecular function (GO): translation initiation factor activity; ribosomal small subunit binding; RNA binding
Source: RefSeq, a predicted model, not a curated record